This is a messenger RNA of Fraxinus pennsylvanica, 561 nucleotides long. The record is from the annotation of a GenBank genome assembly. NCBI's taxonomy places the organism in Eukaryota, Viridiplantae, Streptophyta, Magnoliopsida, Lamiales, Oleaceae.
AUGGGUCAGGCAUUUCGUCGAGCAACUGGAAGGAUCAGCAGCUCGGGAGUCGAUACCACGCCUUCAGUGUCGUCGAAGGUCAAGAAACCCAUUGGCGAAAACCCACCUGCGGUUCCUAGUGUAAAGGUUCCCAUUAAUGACGUUGAUUCUGAGGAUGCAGCUAGAGCGAAUGCAGAAAAUGUCCUUGAAGAGCGAGAUCCGGGAUAUGAUGCUAUGCUUAGUCAAAUGGUGGGUAGAAUUCAAUCAAAGCCUGGAGGAAAGUUUGAGAUGGGUGAGGCCUCUUUGGUGGAGACGUACAAAAGGCCUUUUCCUAAACUAAGGAAUACGACACCAGAUUCCAGCAGAUACGAGGCAAGACCUGCUCCUCCCGGAACCCUAAAUGUGGCACAAAUACGCCAAAUCAUCCUGCUGCACCAAGGCAAGGCUGAUGUUCAUGAUGGUCCUAUGGAUAUUCCUCAAAUUGCUGAGAGGUUCCACGUCGAUGCUGCCCAAGUUCGAAGGAUCAUCCAGUUCACAGCACUUCCUCCAGAGGACAGUAGUAAAAGAAAAGACGACCAAUGA